GCUAAUGGGCCUUAUGAAAAGGCGGGUCUUUUCUCCGGACCGGUCCCGUUUGCCAUCAUGAGUAGCGAGUUUCUGGCAGAGUUGCAGUGGGAGGAUGGGUUCGCCAUCCCUGUGGCGAACCAGGAGAACAAGAUACUGGAGGAUCAGUUGUCAAAGCUGCGGGAUGAAAAGUCAAGCUUGCAAGAUCAGCUACAUGACUUUGAAGAUCGAAUUAAUGCUUUAACUUCUCACUUCAAAAAUGUUAAACAAGAGUUCUCAUUUACACAGUCUCUUUUCAAAGCCAGGGAGCAUGAGAUUGAAAGUGAAGAACAUUUUAGGAUCAUUGCUGAAAGAGAACUGUGUCGAGUGCAGAAGGAAAUCAAACGACUGGAAGAUGAGAUGGCUUCAAUACGGGAAAAGAAAAGUGAUAAGGAAAAUAACAUAUUUAAAUUUACUCAAAAAUUGGAUGGUUUGAAAAGUCAGAUGAACUGGGACCAGCAAGCACUGGAGGCCUGGUUAGAAGAAUCAGCUCACAAAGACAGUGACGCGCUCACUCUUCAGAAGUAUGCACAACAAGAUGACAAUAAAAUUAGGGCACUGACCCUGCAAUUAGAAAGACUGACUUUGGAAGGUAAUCAGAGAAGAAAGAUACUUGACAAUGAACUUACAGAGACUCUAAGUGCACAGUUAGAAUUGGAUAAAGCAGCACAAGAUUUUCGUAAGAUUCAUAAUGAAAGACAAGAACUCAUUAAACAGUGGGAAAGCACAAUAGAACAAAUGCAGAAAAGAGAUCAAGACAUUGAUAACUGUGCCUUGGUAUUAGCAAAGCUAAAGCAGGAAACAAGAGAAAAAGAAAGUUUGGUUAAGGAAAAGAUCAAGUUUUUGGAAAGUGAGAUUGGAAAUAACAUUGAGUACGAGAAAAAAAUUUCUGUUGCUGAUCGUAAAGUUGUAAAAUGUAGAAUGGAAUAUCAGCGCCAUGAAGCUAAUAGAAAUCAGCUGAAGGAUGAGCUGGAUUCUUUAAAAACCACUGUGAAUAGAAGUUCCAGUGAUUUAGAAGCGCUGAGGAAAAAUAUUUCCAAAAUAAGGAAGGAUAUUCAUGAAGAAACAAAAAGGUUACACAAAAUAAAAAAUUCUAAUGAGAUUGCAAAAGACAAAUUAAAGCAGAUAACUGAGAAAACUAUGACAGCAGAAGAGAAAGCUACCAAUUUGGAAGAUAUGCUAAAGGAGGAAGACAAAAGUGUAAAGGAGGUGGAAGUUCAAUUGAACAUAUUGAAAGGUGUGCUGUUUAAGAAAGUUCAUGAGUUACAGACUGAGACAAUGAGAGAAAAAGCUGUUGUGUCAGAAAUCGAAGGGACCCGUUCUUCUCUAAAGCACCUCAACCAACAGUUACAUAAGCUGGAUUUCGAAACCUUGAAGCAGCAAGAAAUUAUGUACAGUCAGGAUUUUCACAUACAACAAAUGGAACGCCGAAUGUCACGGUUGAAGGGAGAAAUUGAUUCAGAAGAAAAACAAGCUCUUGAAGCAAAAAUUGUUGAACUUAAAGGGACAUUGGAAGAGAGAAAAUCUACAUUUGGCCUUUUGGAAACACAGAUCAAGAAGCUUCAUAAUGAUCUAUACUUUAUCAAGAAGUCAAACAGUAAAAAUCAUGAUGAAAAACAGUCCCUCAUGACCAAAAUAAGUGAACUAAACUUUUUCAAUGACAGAUCAGAGAAGGAACUUAAUAAGGCUCAAGCUUUUAAACAGGAUUUGAUGAUAGAAGACAAUCUUUUAAAACUUGAAGUUAAACGUACUCGUGAAAUGCUUCACAGCAAAGCAGAAGAAGUUCUUUCUCUGGAAAAAAGGAAACAGCAAUUACACACAGCUAUGGAAGAACGAACUGAAGAAAUUAAGAUUCACAAAACAGUGCUUGCAUCACAAAUAAGAUAUGUUGAUCAACAACGGCAAAUUGUAAGUGCCGAAUUUCAUGACCGGCUAAAUAAAAUCGAUAAGCUGAAGAACAGAUAUGAAAUUCUUACUGUUGUUAUGCUGCCUCCUGAAGGGGAAGAGGAGAAAACACAGGCCUAUUAUGUAAUAAAGGCUGCUCAAGAGAAAGAAGAACUUCAACGGGAAGGUGACAGUUUGGAUGCUAAGAUCAACAAAGCUGAAAAAGAAAUCUAUGCUCUAGAAAACACCUUGCUAGUGCUGAACAGUUGCAACAACAAUUACAAACAAUCUUUUCAAAAAGUGACUCCAGCUAGUGAUGAGUAUGAACUAAAAAUCCAACUAGAAGAACAGAAAAGAGUUGCUGAUGAAAAAUACAGAUUCAAACAAAGACAAAUCAGAGAGCUACAGGAAGACAUCCAGAGCAUGGAAAAUACGUUAGAAGUUAUAGAACAUUUAACAAACAACACCAAAGAAAAACUAUUAGAGAAGCAAGCUUAUUCACUUCAACUAAGUAGAGAAAUUGAGGAGCAGAAGCCAAAAUUCGAGAGAGUAACUAAACAGUGUGCAAAACUCACCAAGGAAAUCCGUCUUUUGAAAGAUACAAAAGAUGAAACACUGGAAGAAGAAGACAUCAAACUUCGUGAAUUGAAACAGUUUCACAAGGUCAUUGAUGGAAUGUUAGUUCAUGUCACAGAAAAUGUUGAGAUCCAUACUAUCCUUCAAAUGUACUUUCAACAGAAAGGUUUAGAACUACCUACAGUCAGUACUAAAGGCAGUCGUCAGAGUCCUAGACGUUCUUCACAGACUUCAUCAUCAGUAAGGUCAUCUGGGAGUACAAGUACUUCUACUUCUCAGACUUCGAUCAAAGUACUAGAGCUAACCUUCCCGCCCUCCUCUUCACCUGGCAGCACUUUUAGGCCAACUAGUACUAGCAGUAGCUCCAGUAAUAGUAAAAGCAAAAGGAGCAGCAAGUAAACAUUUUAAUCUCUCUUUUGAACAAAUUAUAAACACAAAUAACAAAAAUUUCACUUUUAAAAUA
Messenger RNA from Molossus molossus (Pallas's mastiff bat), 2941 nucleotides. It is a transcript of the gene CCDC39, whose product is annotated as coiled-coil domain containing 39. The transcript is spliced from 20 exons. Lineage: Eukaryota; Metazoa; Chordata; Mammalia; Chiroptera; Molossidae. The record is from RefSeq and is a predicted model, not a curated record. Gene Ontology annotation, biological process: cilium movement; inner dynein arm assembly; cilium-dependent cell motility. Bases 58 to 2877 code for a protein of 939 amino acids. Gene Ontology annotation, cellular component: axoneme.